AUGAAAGCAAACUAUCGCUUCUCGAACCUCUGCGGCACGGUCUAUAGACAGGGCAAUGUUGUAUUCACCCCAGAUGGAAACUCGGUGCUAAGCCCAGUGGGAAACCGUGUCUCUGUUUUUGACCUUGUCAACAACAAGUCUCGCACCUUCGCCUUUGAGAACCGAAAGAACAUUGCCGCCAUCGCGUUGAGCCCAGAUGCUACAGUCCUGUUGAGCGUGGACGAAGACGGUCGUGCUCUCCUCGUCAACUUCAAACGCGGGGCCGUCCUUCACCACUUCAACUUCCACAAAGCCAUCAAGGCACUCCGCUUCUCUCCGGACGGAAAAUACAUCGCGGUGACCCAUGACUCUCACAUCCAAGUCUGGAAGACCCCCAACCAUCUGAUCCGAGAAUUCGCGCCGUUUGAGCUGCACCGGACAUACACAGGUCACCAUGACGAAGUUUUGAGCAUUGAGUGGUCUCCGGACUCCAAAUGCUUCAUCACAACCUCCCGGGACAUGACGGCACGCCUUUUCACGCUGGACCCGCUAGAGGGUUUCCGACCGAAGACGUUUGCGGGCCAUAAGGAUGCGGUCUUGGGGGCAUAUUUCUCAUCUGAUGCGAAGACUAUCUACACCGUCAGUCGCGAUGGUGCUGUAUUCACGUGGAAAGCGAAGACUCCCGAUAUGGACUCCGAAGACGACUCCGACAGCGACGAGGAUGACGAGCCGGUCGCGUCAACCUCACAAGCGCUUUUCAGCGAGAUUGCCAACACUCGGUGGGGGGUCCAGAAGCGGCACUACUUCAACCAGAACGGUGCCAAGGUCGUUUGCACCACGUUCCACCGGGGCUCGAACCUACUUGUCGUCGGCUUCUCAACAGGCGUGUUCGGGCUCUGGGAAAUGCCAGGGUUCUCAAAUAUCCACAGUCUCAGCAUCUCGCAAGAGAAGAUCUCGUCCGUGGCGAUCAGUCCGUCGGGCGAGUGGCUGGCGUUUGGUGCGAAGAAGCUCGGGCAGCUGCUGGUGUGGGAGUGGCAAUCAGAGUCGUACGUGCUCAAGCAGCAGGGCCACUUCUUCGACAUGAACACCCUCGCGUAUUCCCCGGACGGACAGCACAUCGCGACUGGAGGGGACGACGGCAAGGUCAAGGUGUGGAAUACGACAUCCGGAUUCUGCUUCGUCACUUUCUCCGAACACUCCGCCGCUGUCUCGACUGUAGAAUUCGCAAAACAAGGACAAGUCCUCUUCACGGCCUCGCUAGACGGAACAGUCCGCGCGUUCGACCUCAUCCGAUACCGCAACUUCCGAACCUUCACAUCCCCCACCCCCGUCCAGUUCUCCUGCCUCGCCGUCGACCCCAGUGGAGAAGUCAUUGCCGCUGGUUCGACUGACUCGUUCGAGGUCUUCCUUUGGUCGGUGCAAACAGGCAAGCUUCUGGACGUCCUCACGGGUCACGAAGGUCCCAUCAGCACCCUCGCCUUCUCGCCCACCGGCAGUCUGCUUGCAAGCGGUUCCUGGGACAAGACGAUACGGGUGUGGACGGUGUUCGGUCGUUCACAUGCUGUCGAGCCCCUACAGCUUAGCGCCGACGUCCUCGCAGUCGCGUUCCGCCCAGACGGAAAGGAGCUCGCGGUGGCUAGCCUCGACGGGCAGGUCAUGUUCUUCGACGUCAAUGCGGGCAAGCAGACGAACCUCAUCGACGGACGACGCGACAUCUCUGGGGGCCGGAAGGCGGACGACCGGAUGACGGCAGCGAACAGCGCGUCGGGCAAGGCGUUCAACUCUCUGGCCUACACCGCCGACGGGAACUGCGUCAUCGCCGGCGGGAACAGCAAAUACGUCGUGAUCUAUGACGUCGCAGAGGCGGUGAUGGUCAAGAAGUUCCAGAUCUCGGAGAACCUCAGCCUGGACGGCACGGAGGAGUUCCUCGACAGCCGGCGGGUGACGGAGGCGGGAAACUUGGAUCUGGUCGACGACAGGGGCGACGACAGCGACCUGGAGGACCGGAUGGACACCGCGCUUCCGGGCGCGCAGCGCGGCGACAUGUCGAAGCGUCGGUACCACCAGGAAGCCCGAACGAAGUGCGUCCGGUUCUCGCCCACGGGCCGCGCGUGGGCUGCGGCGUCGACGGAGGGCCUCCUCAUCUACGCCGUGGACGACAGCGUCACGUUCGACCCCUUCGACCUCGACAUCGACCUCACCCCUCAAGCGGUGCUCGACACCCUCGCCCGGCGCGAGUUCCUGAAGGCGCUCGUGAUGGCCUUUAGGCUCAGCGAACGGCCGCUCAUCCUGAAGGCAUACGAGGCCGUGCCGCGCGCGGACAUCCGGCUCGUCGCGCGGGCGCUGCCGGUGCUCUACGUGGGCCCGCUCGUGCGAUUCGUCGCGGAGCACAUGGAGCGCAGCCCGCACGUCGAGUUCGACCUCCUCUGGGCGAGCGCGCUGCUCGGCGCCCACGGGCGGGAGCUCCGGGACCGGGCGGGGGAGUAUGCAAGCGUGCUCCGGGUGCUACAGAAGGGCCUGGUGGACUUUGAGCAGCUCGUGUCGCGGUUAUGCGACGACAACAGUUCGAUGCUGGCGUUCUUGAUCGACCAGCUGAAGGUGCAACGGAGAAUGGAGGGCGCGGAUGUCGAGACUGCAGUUUUCUGA
Molecule: messenger RNA, 2625 nt
Organism: Epithele typhae
Lineage: Eukaryota; Fungi; Basidiomycota; Agaricomycetes; Polyporales; Epitheliaceae
Product: WD40 repeat-like protein
Exons: 8
Coding region: 1-2625 (874 amino acids)
Biological process (GO): ribosomal small subunit assembly; maturation of SSU-rRNA from tricistronic rRNA transcript (SSU-rRNA, 5.8S rRNA, LSU-rRNA)
Cellular component (GO): small-subunit processome; Pwp2p-containing subcomplex of 90S preribosome
Molecular function (GO): protein binding
Source: RefSeq, a predicted model, not a curated record